Messenger RNA from Thrips palmi, 688 nucleotides. It is a transcript of the gene Sbat, whose product is annotated as N-alpha-acetyltransferase 38, NatC auxiliary subunit. Bases 141 to 464 code for a protein of 107 amino acids. Gene Ontology annotation, cellular component: NatC complex. The record is from RefSeq and is a predicted model, not a curated record. NCBI's taxonomy places the organism in Eukaryota, Metazoa, Arthropoda, Insecta, Thysanoptera, Thripidae. Gene Ontology annotation, molecular function: RNA binding. The transcript has 3 exons.
UGCUUCUGCUGCUGCUCAUUUGUUUUGUCGUCUGUCUGCUAUUAUUGCUUAUAAUCGUAGGUUAGGUCGAACACAAAUUUUCUUUACUAACUUAUUUCCCAUCCUGGUUUUGUAAAGAGGUUGUCAAAUAAUACGUAAUCAUGAGCCUUACUGAAGAGCUCACGACAUCUCCUGUAGAGAGCUUGAAUGUUAGCUGUGAAAAUGAGGAGGUGCAGGUGACUGAAACCCCUGAAAAAAUCCAGCUUCGCAGCUGGCUUAAUAAGAACCUUCGCAUCGAAAUGUCUGAUGGACGGAUUUUAGUGGGUGCCUUCCUAUGCACAGAUCGAGACUCAAACAUCAUUCUUAGUUCUUGUGCAGAAUUUCUUAAUAGUACCUCUGAGGAGGCUCGUAUUCUUGGAUUGGUCAUGAUACCUGGUCGACAUAUAGUUAGUAUUCAUGUGGAUAAUAGCUACGAAACCAUGUAAAUAUUUUAUCUUAAGUAUAGAAAAUCCUUUGUGUUUUAUGAAAAAUGUGGGAAGAAUUUAUGGCUCAAAACAACUAUGUACAGUUAUCUGACUUGAACAAACAGCAAUUCUUUUCAGUUUAAAGGGUUAACAAACACAAAAAUUCUUCUUUGUGUUAUCAUUUUCUUUGUCUGUGAUCUGUGUGGUGUCUCCAUGUGGGAGAAAAAUAAACGCUUUAAUAGUAA